AUUGAACAAAACCCCAGUAAACCCCAAAGAGAAGUUGAAGAAGAUGGCGAUGGCGAUGGCGAUGGCGAUGGCGUGGAGGCAAAUACUGUUCAUCAACAAAAAUACAAUCUCUACACCUUACUCCACCCCUCCUUUCGCUAGAUUUUUCUCCAAGUCGAUUCCUUAUGAGGUGAAAGUUGGAAUACCAGAAUUUUUGAAUGGAAUAGGCAAAGGAGUUGAAACCCAUGUGGCCAAGCUUGAAUCUGAGAUUGGUGACUUCCAUAAACUCCUUGUUACUCGCACUCUUAAGCUCAAGAAGCUUGGAGUCCCUUGCAAACACAGGAAGCUGAUACUGAAAUAUACUCACAAGUAUCAACUGGGACUAUGGAGGCCUCGAGCACAGCCUGUGAAGCCAUAAAUUGGAAUGAAAUUAAUCUGAAGUCUCGAUGUAAAACAGUAAUGGAGUCUGAGUUUUGGCCUGAAACAGCCUUUAUUUUUGUUACAUGUACAGAUGUGGAGGGUUCUUUCACCAUUGACGACCAUUUCUUGGACAGCCAUACCUGGCCGGGGGAUAGGGAAACAUUAGACAUUUAUAUCCAAGUUCAAGUUAUUAACUUUUGGUUGAAAAUUCUUUAUGGAGUUUGACUUUAUUAAUGCAAAUCUUCUCUAUUGAAAGUAUCUCUUGUUUUAGAAAGAUAUUUUGCUGCAGUAAAGUACACAUUGAUUUGAAAUUUGACAAAAUACAGAAAUUAUACACCAACACCAUUAUUUUCUUUCAAA
This is a messenger RNA of Cannabis sativa, 759 nucleotides long. RefSeq lists its product as uncharacterized. The record is from RefSeq and is a predicted model, not a curated record. The coding region runs from base 44 to 397 and encodes 117 amino acids. Lineage: Eukaryota; Viridiplantae; Streptophyta; Magnoliopsida; Rosales; Cannabaceae. The transcript has 4 exons.